Molecule: messenger RNA, 1413 nt
Organism: Fusarium vanettenii 77-13-4
Lineage: Eukaryota; Fungi; Ascomycota; Sordariomycetes; Hypocreales; Nectriaceae
Exons: 3
Coding region: 1-1413 (470 amino acids)
Source: RefSeq, a predicted model, not a curated record
AUGGUUCGCUUUGCUCCCCUGACACUAUUGGCCCUGACGCCUUUGGCUCAAGCACGCUUCGACUGGUUGCAGCCACGAGGAGCUGUCGAUGAGUGCUCCUAUACCGUCACCGUCACCGAACCAGCUAGACCUCAGAAGACUCUCACUGUCACCGAUCCUCAGGGGGGUUCCUAUCGGACCGUCACUGUCCAAGAGCCUGGCGAGUCUUACACAACCGUCACUGUCACACAGUACAACGAGCCUCGCACCAAGUUUGUCUACAUCAGCCAGGGAGAAACACUCGACCCACCCAAGGAGACCAUCACCAUCACGCAUCCCGGCAAGACCGUGACUGUGACACAGACUGAGAGCGAGGAAUACGUCGUCACCAAGAAGAUCAACGUUUAUCCUAAUGGCGCUGACUACCCUGACAACAACGACAAUGGCAACUACUACCCGCCUGGCGCCAAGACUAUCACGGUCACCAACGGCUACCCUGCUCCCAGUGCCGGCUACCCUGCUCCCAGUGCCGGCUACCCCGGCUACGAGGGAGGAGUCGUCACCAAGGUCAUCGGCGGCAAUGGUGAGAAGUACUACGAUAACGCCCAAACGGUUACCGUUGUCAAAGAUGGCGAGGUCAAGACCCUGACUUUCACGCAUUUCAACUAUAACACGGCCACCACCACCAUCACUCAGCAGAAUGGCGAGGAGGAGGUCGUGACUGUCACUGGCGACUACAAGGUUGUUGAGACCAUCACUGAGCAAGACGGCGAGAACAAGGUUGUGAAGACCAUCACUGUCGAGGAGUCGAUCGAGCGCGUCGUCACCAAGACCAUCAAGGAGAGCGGCAAGGUCUACACCGUGAUCGUCACACCCGAGCCUACCAUUACCACCAUCACCAAGGAGAACGGCAAUUAUGUCACCACUGUGGUUGAGGUUCCUUGCACCUACACGCUAACCGCUCCGGCCCAGUACGAGACUGCUACUGUGAAGGGCAACAGCUACAAGACCGUCACGCGAACGGCCACCUAUGGAAGUGGAUCAGAAGUUGAGAUCAUUGUCUAUGACCCCAAGACUGGUUACUCUACCUGUGAGCGCAAGAAGGACGGCCAGCCUUGCCACUCUGGUUAUGAGAACCCUGCCUACACCAACACCCGAGGUAGCAACAGCAGCCAGACCUCCAUCGACGUCCCCAACUAUACCAAGGUCCGACCUCACGACGAUGACAACAACGCCGGCGUUUACGACCCUGAAGAGACUGACUGCGACGAGGCUGCCGUCUCCACCAGCAUCGCAACUGUCUACAACACCGUGAUCGUGACAGUGGGCGGUGAGCCAACCACCACCGCCACGCAGAGUGCGAAGCAGACCCUCGGCUACCGCGAUCUGGAGAGCUCCAACAAGCGUCGCUCUGCCGUCUCUAUCCAAUGGUAG